This is a messenger RNA of Ctenocephalides felis (cat flea), 859 nucleotides long. RefSeq names its product 60S ribosomal protein L13-like. The transcript has 5 exons. Gene Ontology annotation, biological process: translation. Bases 163 to 825 code for a protein of 220 amino acids. Gene Ontology annotation, molecular function: RNA binding; structural constituent of ribosome. Gene Ontology annotation, cellular component: cytosolic large ribosomal subunit; ribosome. The record is from RefSeq and is a predicted model, not a curated record. Lineage: Eukaryota; Metazoa; Arthropoda; Insecta; Siphonaptera; Pulicidae.
CGCUGUGUGUAUGGCGCUUUAGGGUUGCCAUGCUACUAUAACGCGACCCACGUUGUAAUUCAGCUAACUUCGCGUCUAACAUCGCACAUUUAUCGAACAACACUUUGGUGUUUCUUUUCUAAGUUCUUUUCCGGUGUGUUAGUGGAGCAAAGAUAAUCCAAGAUGGGUAAGGGAAAUAAUAUGAUCCCUAAUGGGCACUUCCACAAAGAUUGGCAACGUUUUGUGAAAACUUGGUUUAACCAGCCCGCAAGGAAAAUUCGAAGACGUCAAAACAGGAUUAAAAAAGCUCGUGCCUUGUUCCCUCGCCCUGCUGCUGGGCCCCUCAGACCAAUUGUGCAUUGCCCCACAGUGCGGUACCACACUAAGGUUCGAGCUGGCAGAGGUUUUACCCUCGAAGAAAUCAGGGGAGCAGGUUUGAAUGCAGGAUUUGCUCGCUCGAUUGGCAUUGCAUUAGAUGUUAGACGUCGUAAUAAAUCUGUAGAAUCUUUACAACAGAAUAUACAAAGAUUAAAGGAAUACAGAUCUAAAUUGAUCUUGUUCCCAAGAGGUGGAAAGAAAUUGCAUAAGGGUGAAGCAACUGAAGAGGAAUGCAAGGUUGCAUCUCAAUUAGAAGGCGUCGUGAUGCCAAUUAAACAAACUUCAGUUAAAUCUAAAGCUCGUGUCAUUACUGAAGAUGAAAAGAAAUUCUCAGCUUUCACCACUUUAAGAAAGGCUCGUGCUGAUCAGCGCCUAGUUGGUAUUCGUGAAAAGAGGGUUAAAGAUGCAGCUGAAAACCCAGAUGACGUAACAAAAGUAGGCAAAGAGGGAAAGAAAGCUAAGAAAUAAUUUGUACGAAAUAUGAAAUAAAACUAUAAUCCUU